AUGCAGUGGAAGACUCUCGCCCUGGCGCUUCUAGCGAAGCAUGUUUCUGGCCAAGGCUCGGUGCCUAUCCCGCCUAUGCUGCGAUUUGAGUGCUCGCAGCUCGUCGUCGAACGUUUGGAUCCUCUAGUCAAUCCCGGCCUAGUACCUUCGCCACAUCUCCACCAAAUCGUCGGCGGCAAUUCCUUCAACGCUUCCAUGGAGCACCCAACACACGAUCUCCCCUCAGCUUCCACAUGCACCAGCUGCACCUUCUCCGAAGACUUUUCCAACUACUGGACCGCGGUUCUGUAUUUCCGAGCCCGCAACGGGACGUUCAAGCGCGUACCUCAAUUCGUUUCCGAUGGGCUCAAAGGCACCGGCGGCAUCACAGUGUACUACAUCCCAUCGACGACUAACAAAACAGCGGUUACGGCCUUCAAACCUGGCUUCCGCAUGCUUGUUGGAGACGCCGCAUCGACGUCUAAAGGCCCGGACCGCAAGGUAUGCCAUCGGUGCAUGCCGAAAUCGGGAGAUGCUAGCAACAUAAACUGCGGAUCUCCAGACACACAGGAGCUUCCUAAGGCGUUCUGUGAGGGCGGUAUACGCACGGUUAUUACCUUUCCCACCUGUUGGGAUGGCAAGAACCUGGAUAGCCCGGACCACACGAGCCAUGUUGCCUACGCAACGGGUUCAAAAGCUAACGAUGUGGGCCCAACUGGUAGCUGCCCGGCAAGCCAUCCCGUAAUUAUACCUCAAGUGAUGUAUGAGGUUAUGUGGGACACUCGACCCUUCAACGACAAGAACUUAUGGCCCGCCGACGGCUCGCAGCCGUUCGUUUGGAGCACCGGCGACCCGCACGGAUAUUCGCAGCACGGCGAUUACGUCUUUGGCUGGAAAGACGACUCUCUUCAACGCGCCAUGGACGCCCGCUGCACUGGCGAUGUCUGCAACGUGCUAAAGUCCCAGACCGCGGAGCAGGCGAUGAAUUGUACAUUGCCGCGGGUUGUCGAUGAGGAUAUAGACUCAUGUAAGUCGCAUCCUAGCAAUUCCGGGGAGGUUCUCCGAGCUCGUUUGGGCUAAUAGCGUUUCAGGGCUAUCCACUCUUCCGGGAAAUACCAU
Trematosphaeria pertusa is the source of this 1098-nucleotide messenger RNA. RefSeq lists its product as uncharacterized. Lineage: Eukaryota; Fungi; Ascomycota; Dothideomycetes; Pleosporales; Trematosphaeriaceae. Bases 1 to 1059 code for a protein of 352 amino acids. The record is from RefSeq and is a predicted model, not a curated record. The transcript has 3 exons.